AGUUCAGCCUUUCUAGUUAAUAUAUCGCGUGGGAAUUUUCAGUUUAUUUGUCAACUUAUCAAAUAUAUUUCCUACACAUAUACAAGAAAUAUCCGUAGAGAAAAGGUCUACGGGACGAUAUCAGCAGUUCAGUCAAGAGCUGUAUGUUAACAUUUGUUUUCUAUGCGAAUCGAAGGCACCAGACAUCUCAGCCAAAGAUGAUAUUUUAUUAUUUAAUUGCUCUCUCGCUGUUUAUUGAUCUUACGAGUCAAAAUCUUGUAUGGCAAGAAAUUCGAAGUAAAAGAGUUGGCUCGUCAACCCGACCACCUAGUCCUAGACGAGACUCAGCUAUCGCCUAUCACGACAAAAACAAUGAUAUUUAUAUCUUUGGAGGGAAAUCCGACAAAACAGCUCUCAAUGAUAUGUAUAAAUUUAAUUUACAAGCGAGGGAAUGGGAACCUAUUCCUCAUAGGACGAGCAUAAAGAAAAGAUUUGGUAUGGUAUAUGGCACCAGAGGGGAUUAUUGGUACAUUGCAACAGGUGAAGGUGUCGAUGACAGUGGAAAGUCAAUAUAUUAUGAUGAUAUCUGGAGAUUUCAUUUUCCAACCAAAAAAUGGGAGGAAUUAAAAUCAAAUACAAGCAAACCAAAAAACAGAUAUUCUGCGUCGGGAGGAAUUUCUGAAGAAGAUCCAUCAUUUAUUUUAUCACAUGGUGCUAAUGAAAACGAGCAGUUUUCAAACACGUUUUCUUAUGAUACAGAAUCCCGCCAAGGUUGGAAAGAGAUCAACUCCGGCACUAAUAAUUAUAAUCCUAUGUAUCCACACGCUCGAUACAAGCAAGCUGGGAAACUGGUGUCUAAGGAUAAAUUAUUGCUUUUUGGUGGUUGUUUAAGUGGCCAAGGCACAGGUGGUCCAUGUCCUUCAGAUGAUUCUUGGAUAUACGACAAAGGCUCAGAUAAAUGGACAGAAUUGAACAGAUGUUCUUCUCCCAAAAUCUCUUCAGCAUUGGCGCGGCUACCAACUAAUACGGCGGAAAGAGUUGUAUUGUGGGGCGGAAAUUCUGACAGCCGAACUACUCUAGUGUCAGAUGAUGAUAUGGAGAAUGAAGUAGCUGUUUUUGAUCUGGACAAAAAUGAAUGGAAAAUGAAAAAAACUGAGGCAGCGAAUAUGACAUUUCCUUCCAAACGUGAGGGUCAUGUGAUGGUUACGACAAAAGAUGGCAUUGUUAUGUUUGGCGGUGAGAAUCUUAGUGACGGUCAAAUGUUAUCAGACAUGUGGUUACUUCGUGGAAAUGGUAAUGAUGCUGAUCAAAGCGACGAUGGACGCGAUUGUGGUCGUCAAUAUUUCAACCUGAUUCUUUUACAUGGAAUCUUUAUGUUCAUUGGCUGGUCGGUAUUUUUAAUCAUGGGGAUAUUUGCUGCGAGAUAUUUUAGGUUCCUGCAGCCAUUAUGGUUCAAGCUUCACAUGGUUUUCCAGGUUCUUGGAACAGUUUUUAUUCUCGCUGGAACAAUCUGUGGCAUUAUUUCUGUUCCUUCGCAUGAACAUUUCAAGUUUGCGCAUAGUAUCUUUGGAUAUCUUCUCUUUAUCAUGGUCGUUCAACAGCCCUUCAACGCAAUGCUACGACCUCAGCCAACCGAACAAGGGUUCAAUUGUGGCAGAUCGUUUUGGGAAGUUUGGCACAAGUGGGCAGGACGGACUGUUGUAUUUGGCGGAAUUAUUAACAUUACCCUUGGACUCUUUCUAGCUGUCUCUCCAUCCAUGGUCUGGAUAUUAUGGUUAGCAUAUGUCGGACUGUGGAUUGUAAUAUUUUUCGUUGCGGAAAUAGUCAAAAGACCAUUUGAAAAAGCGUUGCGAAGGCGUGUGAGGAAACCUGUGGUCUAUGAUACAACGAAUCCCUAUAGAAUUUCUAGAGGGCAAGUAAACACUGCAUUUUGAUAGUCUCGGGACAAACAAUAUGAAUCACUGGCAACUAUUGAAACACUUUACCGUUAGUAAAUGAGUCUUCAGUAAUAAAUGACUUAUUAGAAUA
Messenger RNA from Dendronephthya gigantea, 2007 nucleotides. RefSeq lists its product as uncharacterized. The record is from RefSeq and is a predicted model, not a curated record. The transcript is spliced from 8 exons. Bases 144 to 1913 code for a protein of 589 amino acids. Gene Ontology annotation, molecular function: protein binding. Lineage: Eukaryota; Metazoa; Cnidaria; Anthozoa; Malacalcyonacea; Nephtheidae.